Messenger RNA from Cottoperca gobio, 1560 nucleotides. RefSeq names its product delta-type opioid receptor-like. NCBI's taxonomy places the organism in Eukaryota, Metazoa, Chordata, Actinopteri, Perciformes, Bovichtidae. The record is from RefSeq and is a predicted model, not a curated record. The transcript has a single exon. The coding region runs from base 76 to 1095 and encodes 339 amino acids. Gene Ontology annotation, cellular component: external side of plasma membrane; membrane. Gene Ontology annotation, molecular function: C-C chemokine binding; C-C chemokine receptor activity. Gene Ontology annotation, biological process: cell chemotaxis; G protein-coupled receptor signaling pathway; immune response.
AAGUGAAGAUUUUCUUGUACAGCACUAUGUUUGUCUUUUCAUGCAGACGCCACUCUCAGCACAUACACUUGCAGCAUGAACAACUCGACUGAGCGUUCCUCUUCAGAGGAAAUGGCCCCUGAGGAGUUUGACGGCGAGACGGCGGUGGCUUGUGUGAUCCUGGGCCUGUCCUUCCUGGUCGGAGCUCCGGGGAACCUGCUGGUGAUCUGGACUAUCCUGAGACACGUCAAGCAGCGUUCACACACUGUGGUGCUCAUCCUGCACCUGGCUGCUGCGGACCUGCUGGUCCUCAUCACACUGCCUCUUUGGAUAUACUCCCUGGUACACACCUGGGUGUUUGGAGAAGCCUGCUGCAAGGCACUGGUGUACAUUGUCAGUGUGUGCAUGUUCAGCAGCAUCUUCUUCAUCACCCUCAUGAGUGUGGAACGCUAUUUAGCCAUCUGUCAUCCAUUUGUGAUGAUGCAAUGGAAGACUGAGAGCCUUAUGAACAAAUGUCUCGCACUUUUGUGGCUCCUUGCUUUGCUUCUAGGAGUGCCUGCUGUACUGACCCAGCCUGUGGAUGAAAGCGAUGGAACUGAGCAGUGUUUUAUCAAAGAAUUCAGCUCUGUGACUCAAGCUAUCAUCUUGUUGUGUCUGGAGACCUUCGGGGGCUUUGUAGUUCCGUUUCUCAUUCUCAGUAUCUGUUACUGUCUCGUAGCUGCCCAGCUCAGGAAAAUGAGUUUCAACUCCAAACAUAAAUCCAUGGUUCUUGUGCACAUCGUGGUGAUAGCCUUCAUGCUUUGCUGGUUGCCUUACCAUAUCGUCAACAUUAUUGAUCUGGUGUGCAUCCUAGGAUCAGGCACAGAACAUGACUGUGCGCAGGAGAGUCUUGUCUUUAGCUUUGGUGCCCUUGUUUUCGUCAGCAGUUCAGUGAAUCCUGUGUUAUACGUCCUCUUCGCGAGGAACUUACGAGGGAGUUUGGAGCAGUCCCGACUGGUCAGGCUGUUUCAGGAAAUGGCCACUCACGCCAACAAACUCAGAGAGCUGGUAGUACAACCAGACCAGAGGGCAGCACAUACACAAGUAGAGCUGAUGUCUGUCUCUGAAAAAGACUGAAUCGCUGAAAUUGUGACGACGGGUAAAUGUGACAUUCGUCUUCUGGAGUUAAUCAAGGGACUAUACUUUACUAUGAAGGACUGUAUAUGAUCUAAGGCUUAGAAAGCCUGUGUGUCACAUGUUAAACAAUGCGAUGACAUCAUUGACACAUACCUUACUCUCCUAUCUUUGUUUAACAUUUAUGUUUGGAUGUCAAUGCAAGUAAACUCAUGACUGCAAUCUUUAUUUGUUUUUCAAUUUGGAUGUUAAUUUAUUGCUCUAUUGUUCACAACUUGAAAAUGAAUAAGUUCCUGUAUUGUGUAAUGUGUUUUAUGUAUUACAAUUACUGAGGCAACUGUUUUCUGACGAAAUACCUCUAGAUCAGGGGUCGGGAACCUUUUUGGCUGAGAGAGCCAUAAAAGCCAAAUAUAUUUAAAUGUAUUUCCUUGAGAGCCAUUUAUUUAAUAAAAUUGAGUUUUAAGUAUA